This is a messenger RNA of Topomyia yanbarensis, 21360 nucleotides long. It is a transcript of the gene Tob, whose product is annotated as protein BTG1. Bases 760 to 1557 code for a protein of 265 amino acids. The transcript has a single exon. NCBI's taxonomy places the organism in Eukaryota, Metazoa, Arthropoda, Insecta, Diptera, Culicidae. Gene Ontology annotation, cellular component: cytoplasm; nucleus. Gene Ontology annotation, biological process: negative regulation of cell population proliferation; negative regulation of mitotic cell cycle. The record is from RefSeq and is a predicted model, not a curated record.
AAUCCGCACCAUUUCUGAGACUCAUCGUCGAGGGUUGCCGUGCAGUGAGCCACGGUUUCUACUUUUAUUCGAAGUUGAACCUCUGCGAAGUGAUGAGCCGAUGAAAGCGAGCGAACCGAGCGACCGUACGAAUAACCGAGGGUAGUGAGCGAGAGACUGUGUUUUGCAACCGUGCAGGGACAAGUGUGUGAACAUCCAGCCAGACCAGCCAUCUUGGAAAAAAGUUGAAAUUCGUUUUUCGUUUGGCAAAUUUCCUAGUUUGUGUGUGAUUUUGUGAUUAUUUCUGCCUAGAAAUCGAAACGAUUGUGAUUUGGCAAUAAGCCUACAUUUAAGUCGAAUCCUGUGACGCAAUUUGGAAAAUUUUCGUGCAUCCCCUGGUGCACUGUGUGAGAGCUGCGUCCUGAAGCAGAAGAUAACCUUUGGCAGUGAAACACCAGGAAAGAAGAAAAUUCAUAGUCAGAAAAGUGGAGUUUCUACAAGGUUGGAUCAUCUGACUACCAAACGCGGUGUAAAAAUUGUCAGUUUUCUGUGUAAAACGGUGAGAAAUUCGGACCAACAUUUUCCCUGCACUGUGAAGUAGUCCGUUAUAAGUGCGAAGAAGUGUGGAUGAGAAAAAGCAGCACAUCUGAAACGUAACGAGUGGUGAUAGUUUUUGAGUGGAAGUUUUUGGAACAGGCUCAUUUCAAGCUUAAUGUUAAAAAGUUUCGAAGCGUGUACGGUGGAUCACAGUUUUGCUUCGUCAAACAGUAUCUCGAGAAAAUGAGAAUAGAAGUCAAUUCGGCUGCGGAUUUUUUGAUGAAUUUGCUUCGAGUGAAAAAAGCAAAUCAACUGUCCGAAAGCCAACUGCUGCAUUUCAAAGGUGCGCUUGAGCAAAUCUUGACGCGUCAUUUCCAACGUCACUGGUAUCCUGAUGUUCCUACCAAGGGUUCCGGAUUCCGUUGUCUGCGUAUUAACGGAAAGAUGGACCCAAUUAUCGAGAGGGCUGGUCAUACUGUAGGGUUGAACACGGUAGCGCUUCGAAAGAUGCUUCCCCUGGAGCUGACCGUCUGGAUCGAUCCGGAGGAGGUUUCGUAUCGGAUUGGCGAAAACGGUACCAUCUGUGUGCUGUACGACCAACACCUGAGCCGUGCCAGUCCCUCGUCGGAUCUCGAUUCGACGGGUAGCAGUAGCUGUGAUGAAUUCAUUAUGGAACGAGUCGGCCGACUGGAUCUGUCGACGUCGUCCGAUAGUGGUAAUAGUGUUUUGGUAGACUUCCUGGAUACCAAUUCGUCGAAUCCGCUUGUCACGCAGAGCAAGCACAACAAGUACAACAACAAUCAUCAUAAUAAUCAUUACACGAAACGUCAUAACAAUAGUGUGAGCUCGUCGUCUAGUGGACAGACUAGUCCACCUCUUAGUCCACCGUACAAUGGCUACAACAACAACAACUUCAACAACAGUAGAUAUCAGCAUAAUAACCAACACAACAACUACUACUCGCCAUCUGUUCACCAACCGCAACCCUAUUUCCCCUGGGACAACCAAUUCGUUAACAGUAAAGUGCGUACCCAAUGUUAAAUUCGGAAUCGUGUUGCGAGCUGACUUCACUCUUCUUCGAUGAAAGAACAAUCUUUCAAUCAAACAACACAACAUUCAUAUCAACAGUUGUACAUCUGCGACCAUAACAGAUUGCAGACCAUAGGAGUUAGACUACGGAGAGAGUGAACUAUUGUGAUCAACGGCAGCGACAUUUAAGAAGGAUGACAGCGAGUCUUGGCCAAGGUGUGAAACGGUGGAGGACAACUUCUGAAUGCGGUUAGAACAUCAACCGAAAAACUGGCCACCAACAACAAUUGGCACCACUUCAUAACUGCUUAGACUAAUAGAUGAGCAUUUCGAGAUUGACACAUGUACUAUCUCUAGUUUCGUAAAACCAAUCGAAAGUGUUGCUAAUUAAUACUUACAACAUAAUAAUUUGACUAAAAACAUACAAAAAAUACGACAGAAACCUAUGAAAUGAACACGGCAAAACGAAUAAUUGGAAAAUUGAAACAGGAAUCUAUAUGUGUAAUGACAACAGAAAUAUAGCUUUAGAGCUGUCAGAUGAUGACGUAUUCGGAAGUGGUCAUUUUCCACUGCCUUCGCGUUUAGAUUUGUCUAUUCUAGGCGGGGGUGAUGGGCAAUGACCGAAUACGAAGAAGUACGCGGAUGAAAGCUUUAAAUCAGGCAAAUUUUUUUAACAUAAUAUCAAUCGUAUACCGGAUCAGGAGAAAACUGUAGCAGAAAAAAAGCGAAAAUUGAUGUGUUGUGCUCUGUAGAGUGAGGCAGAUAGGUGAGCGUAAAUGAUUUUUUUUUCUGAAUAAGACAGCUGUAGGAGCAAAGUAGCGAUAGAGCAUCAGGGUUAGGAAAUAUCCACAUCUUGCUGAGUGUAGUUGCCCAGCACAAAAUGGUCGUGGUUGCGGUAAACUAACCGGGAAUACUGCGAGAGAGAGGUGAAGAUCGAAUGGCGGAUUCUGAAGUUAAUAUCGGGUUAGGGACUAAUAUGUGAUAACAUUCGAACCUAUUUAUCCUUUCCUCCGAAGGCAAACUGUGUCCGUGACUCGACGCUUUCUUUGCCUAACUUUGAACAAACGAGACCAAGCAGUUAUUUCCUGUUCUUAUGCAACGGAAAUUGGAAUUGCUUAUUUCCACCAAUCGUUGUGUCGUUCCUUUGUGUACCCCCUAUUACCAUUUUCUGUUAAACCAUGAUCACCUGUUGUUCCUAUUCAUGUUUUCGUCGUCGUUGUUUCUUGAUGGACGGCUAAAAACUGAAGCAAGAAGAAAAAGAACACGACGAAGGAAAAACGACCAGAACACCUUUCAUCACAUACAUUCAACGAUGUUCAGUGGCUGUAAUGAAGAAAGGAGAAAAAGGUCAAUCAUUGAAAGCGGAGAAGCGAAACGAAGGAUCAAAAGCCAUUUGAAAUGUGUUUCGAAACCCAUUCCGUUCGUUCGGUUGGUAUAGGUAGGAUUCGAGUCGCUUCGUCCCUGGUGGUAUUUUACGGUAUAGUGGUCUUAGCUAUAGAAAAAAAAAACAGUCGAGGAACAAAGUUGUUCGUCAUCGAUUCAAUAAAAAAAGAAACUAGUUUGUUUAUGCUGGUAGUAGUGGUGUGCUUAUCCAUUUGAUAGUUCGUAUGUCUGCGUAUAUGCGCUCACGGCCAUUGAAAGAUAUACGUGAUCAAAAUAGAGACGAAAACAUCCAUUUGUUUUCAUCCUUCUUCUUUGUACGUUUGGUUACGCAUCUUCAAUUUUUGUAGUGUCUCUCUACCAUUCGGGUAGCCUGUUGUCUUUGUACUACUCUCGAAAGUGUUUUACUAUUAUUCCAAGUAAAAUUCAAAAACAUACUGUUUUCGGUCGUUUUUGUGUGUGGUUCGAUACUUAACACCUACACCAUUCAAGGCACUAAUAUGCCAAACAGUACGUUUUCCAUAUGAUUGUUGUUUUUUUUGUAUCCAACUGGUCGUGACGCACAACCACAACUGAAACCAGCUAAACGGGCUGUAUUGGCGAAUAGUACGGCAACAUAGCGAGCUACAGUGUAUAUCCAUCCAGCCAUCGAGUGGCCUGCUAAAAGGCUGCUAAGUUGAUGGUUACCACGAGCACUCACACAUACACUUUGAUUGCAAAUGGCUACCGUACAUAAUAGUCUCGUAGCAGUCUAUGGUGCCGAACGGUGCGUGGAAUGAGAGUAAGGAAAUAUAGGUACCUACCAGAGGAAAAUCGCAAUCUUCUAUGAGUCAUCUGCGAAAUGUGGUGCUCGAUCCGAAGCAGGAAAAAUCGCAGCAGCGGAGAGGCAAAUGACGACCGUAACGUGGGCUGAUUUCGAAACACAUUACCGGAAGGCUUGACGGUUCUUUGGACUCUUUUUCGCACCCGGGGGAAUUAAGAAAAUUAACUAUCAAUAAUCGUAAACAACACAAAGACCCACCGUCCAACAAAAUAAUCCUAGUAGGGUGAAAAUCGAGUGUGAUGAGCGAGAAAAAAUGAGGAAGGCAUUCUAAUGUGGAAUUAAUCUUAUACAUUAUAUGUAUAUUCCGCAGUUUUAAUCGUUGAUAAUCUCCAUUGACAAGAAUGGUGUAGGCUUUACUUCCUGUGACUUUUUUUUUCUAAAAUUUGACCAGCUUUUGCACAUAUCAGAAUUUGUGUCCAACUGGGUAUGCGUGAGUUAUUGUGUGUUGAGUAAACUAAGAAUAUCUACAGUACAAAGUCAAUUAUUAUCAAUUUUUUAUAGCUUUACACAGUGGAAUGGGCAAAAUGCAUGUGAAUACAAACAUUCAAUCAACGAUCUCUCUUUGACGGCAGGAGAGUAAAUGAUAGCAAAAUACAACAAGGAAGAGGUAGUUGGACAGACACGACGCAAUGUCGGUAUUCAAAAGCGCUACCGCCAUGUACUGCAGAGCAGUGGGUAGUCGAACGGUGUAGUGAUUAAUUCGAAUGAUAUUGAGCUGAAUGUGAUUUCCUAGUUGCACUGGUAGUCGACAGUUGCCGGCAGUGUACGUAGUGUAGUGCGGAUGCAAGUUCUAGCGAAUCUUCCGGCUAAUGAGCGACGUUCCCGAUAGACAAGUCGCUUGCAUGUCAAAAGAAAGUUUAGAAAAUCCGUCAAAACUUGUUUAGAGUGUAGCAGCAAUAUCGAGUUGCGUUGCGUUUUUCGAUUUCUGUUCCCUUCACAUCGUUCAGGGCUAGGUGGAAACAUGUCAGAACCAGUUUGUGGUUCCAUUUUUUUUGUUAGCUAUGUACUCUAGUCUGCACAGCUUGCAAGCCAAUCUUGUUCCCCAGCUCAGCGGUCGGUAGCAGCUUUAAUUAAUGAGGAAAUGUUCGUAAAUCGUACACCGUUUUCUAUCGUUCAUUGGAAAACAGUUACGGUGAACCGCACACAAAAUAAAAACCGCGCUGCAUUGCUAGUUUCUUUCCCUUGGCAGCGUUGGUGGCUGUCGAGCGUCCGUCGCCAUAUUUGAAACGGAAAUGGUGCCAGAUGAACAAUCGGAGAUAAAGGUGAAAUCGAUGUGCGGUGGUGGUCUGCUGCUUGUUGUAGUUAAACAAAAAAAAAGAAACUCUGAAAGUGGCGCCACUUUCUGCUGGUUGCUUCAAUGAGCGUCUUGAUUUGAAUAUUUAAAUUUUGCUACUUUUUGCUGAAGCGAGAAGCAAUACUUCAAACGAUAGUGCAACGCUUUGUUAUGCUUGUACUAAUUGGAAAAGAAUGGACGAGUUUGAAUGAAAAUUAUUAAUCGUUUUAUUUAGUGACGGUCGGCUACUUGAUUAUUUAGUUUGCAGCAGACCUUUACUAUCUAAUGAAUACAUUUUUAUUUCGAUUAUAGAAGUUUUUAAUCUUAGGGUCAUUCGCCUCUGUUUUCGGGUUCGAAAAAUCUCUGGAAAAAUUGCUAACUACACUAUGCCCGCCUUCUCCAACUACCAACUACGCUAUGCCCGCCUUCUCUUAUAAACAUGAUAAUACUGUUGCCGUUUUCUGCCCUGAAGAAAACCUUCGAAACGUUUGUGUUAGACGAAAUUUAGUUAUUGUUGUAUGAAAUCCGUGACCAAAACACCAUCUCUUCAUAUUACUGCUUGUAAGUAGUUAAUUACGAGUCCUUAUUUUAGGAGGGGCAUAGAAGUUUUCUUUUUCUAAAAAAAUCGAUGUUUCCUUUUUUAAAUAUACGGUUAAGAUCCGUUUUAUCAGCUCCUUUGUAUGUUUUAGGCAAAGCGGUGAUAUUUACAAAAUCGGGAUACAUUUUUUCUUUCUUUUAAUAAACCGAGACUAUUAAAAUAAUCUUUUCUAAUUCCUAGAAGUUGCCUUUUACCCUUUCUGAUUAUUUAGUGUACAGUUUCCCUUAAGGGAGUCUUUCAGUUCAAAAUAUAAAAAAACAGAUUUUUUAAAUUUUUGCGUAUUUUGUAUCUACGAAAACAGAAAAAUAUACCCAUGAAAGGAUUUAUUCGAAUUUAACUUGGUUCGUCUGCUAGAGCCCAUCAAACAGAUUUUGAUAUAAGGCUAUCGAUAUCAGGAAAUGAUAAAAUCGGAUUUUCACUGCAUUGAAAUAUUAAAUUUUAAGGAAUAAAGGUUGGUACCAUGGAUUUUAUGGCGGGGCACAGUUGUAUGAAAAAACCGAAAUCUACCGUAUCAAUCCAGCACAAUUAUUUAUGACCCGGCAUAGCGCAUUGCGUUUAAAAUUUGAAAGUUCGCACGGGAAAUCCUACUUCAUUGCAUUUUUAUUUCUAGAAAUUCCAGAUUUUGUUGAUAAAUGCAACUUUUAAUGUUUAUACUUAGUCUAGGAUAUGCCUAACAACUUUGCCGAAGGAAGUGUGGUGUUAAAAUGUUCCUGAAGAAUGUUAUAUCUGUUUAAAGUACGCUGGCUCGAAUUGAAUGCAAAACUCAGUUUUUUGGCAACACUGCAGCGUACCAAUGAAAGCUAAAUUUCAUACUAAAUUAACACAGUAGUUUUUUUUUGUUUGACCGUUCAGAUGAAUAAUUCAAAAGCAUUUGACCAAUUUCAUAGACGUAGUUAGAUGAUGAAUGGGUCGGUAGGAGAGGAGGAGAAAAAUAUUAUCGAGCUGGAAUGUUCAGAAGACUUCUUAAGAAAAGUUUGUUAUUAUAAUUUGAUAGGAUGAUCUUUUUGAUGCUGUUCUGUCAACCUAAACAAAUAUUGCUGUUAAAUUGAGUUUCUUUUGGGUUUCUUGUUGAAAUGCGAAAGUAGUUUCUCGCCUCGUUCAGCCACGUCAAGAUGAUCAACCGCAUUGAAAAGGGGAUCCUUGAGGCAAACAGCAUUAUCGGAUUUUCUACCAUUAAUCUAUUUGAGGGUACACGGAAAAAGAUGCGUUCAUAAAUUCAUGAACAAAAAUCACAAUUUCGUGAACUGAACGAUUUUCGUAAAUCGUGACCACAUUUCUGGAAAUAUAAAUAGUCAACCUCGUAUUCAUGAUACUGCUUGUGUUUUCAAAAAGCUAGAUUACGUGAAAAAUAUAUAUAGGGUUAUAUCCCAAUGUUUGGUUGGGUUACUGUGGUUCUUCCCUGGACAUGUUUAGUUUUAGUUAUGAUUCUUAUUCAUAGUUUUGGGAUGCACAAACGAUGGUCAUGAUUUCAGGAGCUUUGUCGCGACUUUCGUACUUUCUCAUCACGUUACCGUGAUAUUUUAUACGCGGGUUUACUAUUUUUCUGGCAGAGUAGCGCGAUUUAUGUUUAUGAUUUCAGAACCUUAGUCACGAUUUUCGUAAUUUAUGUUCACGUUAUCGUAAUAUUUUAGUCACAAAGUAGAGUGAUUUGUGUACUUGAUUUCAGGAUCUUAGUCACGAUUUUUGAUAUUUUAGUCACGAGUAGUGUGAUUUUUUUCAUGAUUUCAGGAACUUAGUUGCGAUCUUCGUGAUUUAUACGCACAUUAUCAUGAUAUUUUAUUUUUGAGCUCACUUUCGAAUUCAAGACGUAGAGUAAUGUGAAUCAUGUUUAUGAUAUAAGCAGUUUUAUCAUGAUAUUCGUAAAUGCUCUUCAUCUUAUCGUGCUUCGGUCCGGACAUCAAAUUGAACCAUAUCAAAUGAAUAACGAUGUUCGAGGUCCUAAUAGUUUUCAUGUAUCUGCUGCUCGCACCUAUUCCUAGUCGCUAGCAGCUGGACAUAAUAAUGAUAUUUCAUAAAAAGCCCACGGUAAAAUGCUAUGACCAUGUGCAGAGUUGUAUGGAAUUCGUACUCGUGGAAUAGUUCAUAAAAUCAUGAAUAAAUUUUCAUAUAUUCGUGAGCCAGUUCAUUAUUCUUAGUGUAAUAGUCACAACUGACCAUUCGUGCGUGUGAAAUAGUCCACAAAACCAUGAAAUAUUUUUCAUUUAUUCGUGAGUUAGUUCAUGGUUCCUAGUAUAAUCGUCACGACUGAUCAUUAAUGUUCGUGAAAUAGUCAACAAAAUCGGAAAUUAUUAUUCAUGAUUUCAUGAGCUAGCUCGUGAUUCCUAGUACAUGUUUCACGACCUAUCUUGAGUGCUUGUGCUAUUUAGAAGAUAAUAACAUUUAUGAUUUUGUGAACUAAUUCACUAGCACGAAGUCAGUCCUGGCUAAUUCGUUAGUUCACGUAUAUUUGAAUAUUUUCCGAUUUUGUGCACUAUGUCACGAGCAUGAAUGGUGAAUCGUGACAAAUUCGGUAGGAAUCAUCAAUAAAUUUACGUAUACAUGAACAAUAUUUUAUGAUUUUGGGAGGUCUUUCACAAGUGAAUUGUGAAUAAUAUAUUAAAAAAUCAGAGCUAGUUGACGAUGAUUGAAAGGAUUCAUUAAACAUAUUUCGUGAAAUAGUUCACCAGGAAAUAUGUUUCUAUUUUGUGUGAACUACUUCACAACCAUGAAAACCAGAUCAUGUUUUAAAUGUAAUAAAUCAUGAAUCAGUCUUAUAGUCAGGCUCUAAAUAAUCUAUAUUUCUAAAUCUACCUUUGAUUUUAAGAAUAUUGUUCAUGAAUUUGUGAACUAGUUAAUGAACAGAAAAUUGAUUUGGUAAUGUGUACCGUGAUUGAAAUUCACAAAACCAAAACAAAUAUCUCCACUAACAAAAGCGUUAUGUUGAGUUAGUGGAGGGAAAUUGUAUAUAUGUAAUUAAAGUACACAAUUAUUGUUCAUAGUUCUGCUUUCGUAACGUAAAAACGUGAUUGUUCCAAAAUUAAUGGCACCUUAUUCAUGCUUUUGGGAACAUUUUAAUGCUAUUAUUUCCUAUUAUACAGGUGAGAUUAAGCAAAUGUUUUUGAAUAAUUCACCUGAACAAACCAAUUGGCCAAUAUUUCACUUAUGUCAAUUCGAACCUCUACUUCUGUUCAUAUGUAUAAUAAACGCCUACCCCUUCACACACACUCAACCUUGUACCACUUUCAUCAUGUAGCUACGUCUAUAAAAUUGGGUAAAUGCUUUUGAAUCAUUCAUAUACAAAUUCACUAAAACAAAAAACUACGAAAUUAUUUCUGCUUCAUGUCUGACUACCAUUGGUACACUAGAGGGCAGUGUUGCUAAAAUAAAUGAUUUUUGCCACUUAAUUCGAACUAUCGAACUUUAAACAGCUUUAACUUUAUUUAUAGACUUUCGGGCACCAUACCUUAUUCUGCAAACUAUACUUCAGUCUUACUUGCGUACUGCAGUAAAAACUGUAAUUUCUAAAAUUGAAAAUGUUAAAAAUCGGUUUUCCAUGCAAAUUCAAAAACUUAGUGCUCUACGUCGGAUCGUAAUAAAUCGACCCCACCUGUAUAAUAGUUGAUCGACUGACAAAUGUCAAAAACUCUCCAAAAGAGACGUUAGUGGUGUAAAUACAUCUGCUCGCAUCUCUAAUUAUUCUGAGAUUAUUUCAUGCGUGUUUUUUGUAAACGGCCAAUAAGCAUACUGUCAAAAUUCACUUUGAAAGAAAAUUCCGGACAACUCGUAUCUCGCCGAGAAUGGAUAUUAACAUUUUAUAAAAGAGAAAAGUUUUCUCUUUCGUCCGCUGUUGUGACUUAUAGUCGGCGAUUAAUGGUUUGUCCAGAAUUUCCUCUCAAAGUGGAUUUUGACAGUAUGCUUAUUGGCCCUUUUCAAAAAACACACAAGAUUUGUCAAAGUAAAUUUGACAUGAGAUUUUGGCAUUCAGGAGCUUUUUAGUUGUGCAAUGGUCCAACUAGUUUUUAUAGUGUUUUUGUAAUCGUGCACGGAAUUUUGAAAAACAUUGUUUUCAUAAAAUGGGCUUCAAAGUUUUUAGAAGGAAGCAAAUUAAUUACAGAAAACUUACAGGCAUGAGAAGUUAAUCAUGUUAGACUCUGCAUGAAUAUUCUCAGAUAAAAAUUCUAACGGUUUAAUCAACAACAACAAAAAAAUCAUUUUUUUAAACUGACUGUUGAGGAGACUUCCUUUAAGAAAUUUGACAAAGCAAGGUCUGCCCUUCCGACAUUUUUUUUUUCUCAAUCGCUCCUAUCUAAGAUGGCGGCUCUAUUUGCCGCUAAAGACAGGAGAUUUGCAUUUAAUUUCCGUUUGCGAACAACCGUCUCAUUUGACAAGUAUGUUGAAGCUACGCUAAUAGUUUCCUCAAACGGAGCCUCGUCCAUUCUUCAUUCGUGUGUCAAUGUAAAACAUCUGGUCACUAGUUUGCUAGCCGUACAUGUCACGCACAAGUACGAGAUGGUUGUUUUUUUCCCUAUUGCUGUGAUAGCAGUGCUAUAAAUGAGUUCCUAUCUUACCAACUGAUAACACUGACACAUUUCAGCAGCUUGUGCGACGCGUCGACGUCACUUCCCUGGUUUGGUCGGUUUGAGCCAGUUCAUCACAAGCCAAUGCGCCAUUCAAACGCGUAGCCUGUUUAGUGUACGUGUGCGAAUCACGUUAGCGUAGACUGUGCUAGACUUACAACCUUGCGUCAAUGAGUUGUUUAGCUGGUAUUUACUCAAGUUUCUAGCAACAACAGACGUUUGCAAGAAGCUAGGUGUUAGUGACGACAACUAUUGAAUUCGCAGUGCUUAUCGAAAAGUCGUGAGAACGGGAAACUCCUCCCCGGGGAAAUAACACGUAUGUGCGCGCGCGUGUGUGUGAGAACAGAUCGUUAUCAAUUUGCCGGACUCUUGCUUUCGACAGACUCUGGGAUGCCGAUUUCGAGUAAUUAGACGGGAACGCAAAAUUACGCCCAAUUAAAGAAGCCACUUUGAAUCGUUUGUCUCGGAACAGUUGCGAACGAAGCGAAACAGAACGAACGAAGCGAGAAGGCCGGCUAACGCGCAAUAGAACUGUGGAAACACUCAGCACACACAAAUGUAUUGGGGUUAUAAUCGCUUUAGCUGGAACAGCGUAAUCAAACUCCAAAGUCGGCUCAAUGUCAGCGCAGUCAUGUGAAAGCGAUACCUUGCGCCAUUUUCUUGAUUUUCUUUUGCUAAAUUUACCCAGCCUACUUCAAAACAAAACACAUUAACUUGUAUCAUAUUCUAAAACCUGUGAUGACUUUCUAGAUUCUUUUUUGUUAUUUUUUGUAGGAACGAUAUGCUAAAAGUAGGUUUAUUUUUAAAACAUUUUUGUAAAUAUCAAAUCACUUGUAACUAAGAAAAGAUAGAUUAUUCCAACACAAUUGUCAAAAUUGUUGAAAUUUCACUUUUUGUCCGAAUUAGUUUCCCGUGUUUUUAUUUUCAUAAUCCUAUCUUUUCGUAGCAUUGUGUACAUUUAACCAAACAAAAAUAAAUUAAUAUGUGACUUUGUACUGUUGAUCGUGUGAUUGAGGCAUACGUGUAAGUAUGGGGGCACACAGUUCUUUAGUGCUAAAAGCAUGAUGAAUGGCGUGACAAUUGUUUCGUUUGUGAAUCAAAAGCUAGCUUUAAGUUUUUAUAGGUUUAUAUUAGGUAUGUAAAUGUUUUGCAAAACAAAAACAAAAAAAACUGAGAACAGUGGAAAGACAAAGAGUUACAUAAAUAUACAUAACAAUCCCAACACAAAAAAAUAACACCGGAGAAAUGUUAUUAAACUCGUUAAUUUACUAACGACUGCCAUUUUAAGCAUAGUGAAAACUAUUUUGCUCGCCCUCAUAGGCGCGGCUACGAGACAGAGCUAUACAAACAAAUGUGAAGCUGCGAUCGAGCGGAUUUUAACCAUUUUUUUACGUUUUUGUACAUAUAACAUUUUACGAUUGUAGUAUAUACACAAAUGAACAAUUUUGGAAGCAGACGCGUCUUCGCAGUUUGCAAACCCAAAACUAAUCAAACAUCAACUUUACGUUUGGCAUCACUUUCCGUGGCUGCCAAAUGUACUGCCCUUAGCCGGCCCAUCUAUCGGAAAAUUUUCUGUAUAAAAACCAGUAAAAUAUCAAUCAGCAUAUUAUGCUGAAAAGUUGAUCCAUUCAGCAGUCUGUCUCCGCAUUUGGUAAACAGAGUGGAACAGUUGCGAUGUCGGCUUCUCUGGUCAGCACUGUUUGUUAUAUUUGCUAUUUCAAUCGAAAACUUUUCCAUGAACCAACAUGAUACUGAUGUAAAUAACAUAACACGAUGUACAUUGAAGCAGUCCUUUUCUACGAAAACUUGUGACGCGUACGCGGAUGAAGUCUCGUCUUCUGUCUGCGAUGGGGAAGCCAUUUUGUAUUUUAAUAAUUUGAACAAAAUCUCGUUUGCUUUGUUGCUGCGUAUGUGCGUGCGUGCGUUUCUGUCGCACGCAGCGUCAAGCUGUCACCCUAACAUUUGAGAGUUGUUUUGUACAUUCAUGUGUCAGUGGAGGGUUUCGCUUUUGUAAACAUGCAACCAGCAGUCAUUACGUAUCUAUUUAUUUUCAUAUUAUAAAAAAAACUAGUCAAUAGAUAUUCGAGCUGCUCUCUCUCUCUUUCUAGGGUACGGCGAUAUCAGAUUAUGAGUUAACUUGUGCAAACCAUCGUGCAAUGAGGGUUUUAGAAAGUGGUAUAAAGAGCGCGGCAACGUAGCGUCACUGUCGGUCGCGCCGAACCGGCGUUGAUCCGUGCGGUUCGAAAAAAAAGUGAUCGCAUCACAGUGCGGUAGAUUGGCGAAAGUGUGGUGAACAUUUGACACAUCUUUCGCUUUUUUUCUCUCUUUUUGAUGUGCUUAGACAUGUUGGAGCAUGUUUCCUGCAGCAACGGUCGUCUUGUGAGUUUUUUUUCCAGAACUUAUAAUUGCUGUAAUUGGUGGAAUUUUAUGCAUCUAAGUUUUCGUAGAAACGCUGCUCAUUCUGAUGUGCUUCAUGCUACUUGUUUGUUUUAUAGAAAUUUUCUAUUCAAACAUAAAAUGAGUACUAGCGAAAGCAAAUUUAACUGUGAUCUUCUCCAACUAAAAUGUGUUAAGGAUGCUUCAUGAAAAUGAUCGGAGAGCUGGAUUUUCUGUAGUUACAUACGUGUUAGGGAAUUGCAUUUCUCUCUCAAAAUGGACUGAAUUUAGCGAACCGAGGGGUGCAAACUAGGUGAUAAAGAUAGAAUCGAAAAAUAAUAACGGUUUACUAGCAAAAGUACGGUUUGAAUAUUUUCCGGUACCUGGGCUAGAUACGUGUGAAUGUGGUUUAGCUGCUAAAUUGCUGCACAUGCGAUCCGAGUGCAGAGUGGAAAGGAAUCGAACGUUGAAAUCGUGAUAAAUGAAAGUCAUACUUAUUAGUUUAAGGUCUCUCUGUAAUCCAUACGGGCAAACAAGAUGAUCAAGAUUUAUGUAUACAACUACUAUAACUGUAGCGUAUUGAGUCAAUCGUGUUGAUUUAACAACGCAAACCACCACCAAUCACUGUUAGUGUAAACAUGAAACAGCAACCAUAAAAGAAGUCUGAGAAAGUUUAGUUACGGUUGUCAUUUUUUUUUCAGAAUAGAUGAGAAACUAGAAGAAGUUUGUUGUGAUUAAUAAAAUAAUUGAUUGAUAGAAAAAUGAUGAAUCAGCAGCGCUUAAUGAAUAUAUUUGAAUGUGAUACUAUAUUUUUUAUAUCUUUGGAAACAAUUGAUUACAAACAAUAGAAAUAAGAGCUAUCUAUGCUAAACGAAACCUAAACCCACAAAAACUGUACAAUAAUAUCAGUGAAAGUAGAUGCAGUGCACUCGGGAACAACUCAAAAACUUGAACUUUACAAGUACAACUGCAUUGAAUGUAUAGAAAGAAUGGCAAACAUCAAACGAUUUUACCAAGUUUGACAGUGAGUGAGCGCAUUAUGAAUUGUAAUCGUUCAUCACCAGUGAGAAAAGGUAGCGGGAAACCCAUUUGACUUUUAAGAGGAGUGCAAAUUAUUUAUAAAACAAUACUAUCACAUUCAUUGAUAUUUUAUCAGUAAUCAUUUUUUGAGUAAAAGAAAAACCAAAGCAAAAGAAAAGCGUAUCAUAGUUUAGGCAUGAAAUGUUUCAUUUGUUUUUACCACCAGCCAAUUUCCGCCAUCGCCAAGUAACCAACAAACAAAAAAGUACCCGACAUAGCAAACCCCCGUAUAACGCGAAAUCAGGGCUCUGCACCAUUGUUGUUUCCCGCCCGGCAUUGCCUCGAUCAUAAUGCUGCAAUCGUGACACUCCUAAGACCAAAGUCGUGAUUUCGAAUAGGACAAAAUCAAUUUACGAUGGAGGCAGCCAGCCAGUCGGAUGAUAGGGAUUGUUAUGAGAACAAUGGCUUUUGUAGUGGAGAUGUAGUGUUUUGCGCGGAUUUUCUCUUUCGUUACCAUUGCAACCCCGUGCCGCUGCACUUGGGCAUACUCACCUCCCCCCGUGUUGUAUGUUGUAGCUUUCACUUCCACAUCACUUUGCAAUAAAUAGUGGUCUCGCGAAGGACAAUGUCGCCCUUUGGCUUACUGUAGUGGACCCGCAUGGUUUUCGUUUGUUGUUGGAACCCAGCCGUACAUGUCAAACGACAUCCCUAUUAGAUGCAAGUUUUGUUAGAGAGUGAAAUAGUACCGUCACUGCACUGUGGUCCAGAAUGCAAAAUUUAGCAGAAAUUUUAAGUUUUUACAAAAACUAACUUAGUCUUAUUAUGUCUUUGGAAAAGUUUCCCUAGUUUGUGAUCCCCUUCUCUUUGUCGAAACAACAGUUAGGGUUGUUCUAAUUUUACCAAGAUAAUUUUUUUUUUAUCAUUCUAGAUAGAGAAAUAUGACUUCUAGUUGUAGAAGGAUAAAUUUUAGAAAAGUUUUCUGAAGACAUGUAAGCUCUAUAUGUCAUUCUUUUCAUUUGACAAGAAAUUUAAAAUUAAGGUUUAGGGUUCUUUGAAAAACGGUUGUAUUUAUAUAAUUUUUGCGUCAUUGAUUUAAAAAUUAGGUUUUUUUUCAGGCAACUUGAAGAAUAAUUUGCUUCAUGGAACCGCAUAUCAAAUUAUUUUCAACAAAAGUUAUGAGCGUUUUUUCGCUAAAAUUUUUUUUAACCAAUAUCACUGAUUGGGGCAAACGAAAUAUAAUUAUUUUUCAUGUACAAGGUCAUGAUUCCAGAUACGAUUGAGUAAAAAUGUCGAUCACGAUAUUUUUUUUUUGAUAUUCACGCAAUUGAUUUCGAAAAAUCAAUUUUUGAAGGAAUAAGUAUUUAUAUCUUUUCAAUAAAACGGUGCUACAGUGAUUAUGUACUUUUCAAAAUUACCUAUUAUAGGUAGUAGAUCUUAGCAAAUGCAACACAAAAUUAUAUAUGAAAAAUGUUGUAUACCCUCAAAAUCUUGAUUUAUGGCAAAAAAUACGAGUUUUUAAUUUUUUUGAGAGUUCUGGAAAGAACAAAUCAUUUCCAACAGUAUGUCAUAUUAUGUUCUUUGGCUAAAAAUACUACGCGGUUUUGAAAACAACCAUUAUUUUACGAUUUUUGUCGUGAAAAUUAUAAAAAUUGUUCAACAUUCUUCUAGAGAAGCGUCUUCGUUUUAAUAAGAAUUUAGAGAGAACAUUUAAUUCUGCAUCUGGAGACCUGCAGCCUAACUCGGCUUGGCAAUUUCAACAGCCGUGAAGUCAGUAAAUUUAAAAACUGAUAUCUCAGUAAAGUGAGAUUUGUUUGCUGAUUUUCGGUAAAAUAUCUACCGAAUCUCAGCUAUCAAAUGUCACUUUUACUGAGAUCUCAGCAAAAAAAAAUGUCUACUGAGAUCUCAGCUGUUGAGGUUUCGGCAAAAGAUGCGAAAAAAUCUGAAAUUCGGCAUAAAAAAUUAAGUGUGGAGUAGUUAUCAUCAAAACCGGUUUAAAAAUGGCAUAGUUAUAAAUUUUUCCAAAUUAGAAUCUUGCUCGCAUGAACUUUUAAGGGGUCAGUUGAGGCAUUGUCGCGCACUAUGGGAUUCUAGAAUUGUAUCUUCCGUCAUUUUUUUUUCCAAAUUUAAUUUAAAGUUUGUACACCUACUUUUGAAUGUAUACGCAAUCGAGCAUAAAAAUCGAUACCUUGGAAAAAAAAUAUAUGGGACUGUCCCCUUAAAAGUUCACGCGAGCAGGUUUUUAAUUUGGAAAAAAAUAAUAACCCUACCAUUUUUCAAACGAUUUUGAUGAUAUAUAGGUUCAACGAGAUGUGGAAUAAAAUGUUCUCUCUAAUUUUUUAUCAAUUUUUAAUGAAAAUGUUGAGCAGUUUUCAUAUUUUCCAUGAAAAAAUCGCUAAAUCACGGUUAUUUUCAUAUUGUUGUUCUAGAGCUGCAUAGUAUUUUUAACAAAAAAACAAAACAUAGCAUACCAUUGGAAGGGUCAUUUAUUCUUUUUUCAAGAAUACUCGAAAACUUCAAAUCGGUUGAAAAAUAACAGCGUAGAAAAAUUUUUAGUACCGAAAGUCCCGAACAAUAGGUUUUUUGGUAUAAAUCAAGAUUUUGAGGGCUUAUUAAAUUGAUUAAACGUGGUUUUGUGUUGUGUUUGACCAAAUCUACAACAUUUAACAAAUCACUUGAAAAGUACAUUCAUUUUUUUAUGUUGUAGUACCGUGUAAUAGAAGCUAGAGUCAAUAUGUGUUAGAAGAAAAUGUUCGUCUUCAAAAACUCUGAAAAUCUUUUAUGUCAGCAAAAUUGAAAACUGCAAAAGUUAGACUAAAAAUUUGGUUUUUCGUGAAUUGACAUGAAUUGAAUUGCUUAAAUUACUUUCACGGUCGGCAAUAUUAAGGAUAUAGUUUCGUUUUCAUGAUAAAAUAUUUCAUUUUACAAGACUUUUAUUUUAAAUAGUAGUUAGGGUGGUUCUAAAUUUAUUAAAAUCAGUAAUUUAACUUUUUAGGGAUUGAGAUAGAGUUUCGCAGUCUUUCAAAAAAAUUAAGGGAACCUAAUUUUAUAAAAGUUUAGCUCUAUUUCUUGUAUUUUUCAUUUUAAAAGAAACAUACAAAAAAAUUAGGGGGUUUCUAUUAUAUUAUUUGUAUAUCUUUUGAAGUUUCGAUUUUUCGUUAAUAUAAGUUUAGAAAUAUUUUCAGAUUUUUUGAAGAAGAACAGUUUGUCUAAAUAUACUGAACAUUUACCUUUUUUCGUUAGAAAGUUAUAUAUACCUUCUACCAAAAAUAAACUAUUUUUUAAGUAAAUAUUGCAAGAUUUGAAAAAAAAAUCGUAUUUGGCCAUUUUUUGGUGAUCCAUACCACAAGGUAUGUUAUUUUAUAUGGCAGCAACGGUAUUUAACGUGAAGAGCCCUUAUCGAAGAUGUUUGAAAACGUUAUAUUUUUAUAUCGAAGUUCUCAUAACUUCGAAAUAAAGUUAGUUUAAUAGUUUAUGUAAAGGAAAAAAUUAUGCACCCCAAAAUAAUCUUCAAAUUGUCCAAAGGUUACUUUAGCAUAAAAUGAAAACUUUAAGAGUUAUAUAAUUAAAACCGUUUUUCUAAGGAACACCUUAAAAGUUGCAUUUGGAUUUCUCGUGCAAUGUAAAAUAUGAAAAAUAGAGCUUGCGUGUCUUCAGCAAAUGUGUCUAAAAUGUGAUAGUCUACAACUUCAUCGAAGACAGUCAAGUUCUAUCUCGAACCGUUAAAAUGUUUAAAUUUGGAUCUUGUUAAAAUUAGAACUACCUUAGCUUCUGUUCAAACGAAAGGCAGGACUUUGUAAAGUAUAACAACUUUCCUAGACAUAUUAUAAGGUAAAAUUAUUUAGUUUUAUCAAAAAGUUAAAAUUCCUGAAAAAAUACAUUCUGGAACACCGUGCAUUGCAGGUCGCUUCCAAUUAUUAUGUUUUUGUUCGCAAAAAAAUCGUUUUCCAAAUCAGAUACUCUUUCUGACCUGUUUUAUGAUAAAAAGUAACGUCAACUUACCCGUUCUCUUAUUUCAAGCUAGAAUUACAUUGAAAUUGUCGUGGCGCGAUCAUAGUUCCUAGAUAGUCUUCGCGAGACCGAUCCAGAUUUUUCAGUGUAUGAUGAGGGGUAAAAACAAAGGAAACAUUCUAACAAAUAUUCGACUGCCUACACAUUCGUCAGUGGCAAACGGUACCGUUUGCUGUUUUUCGUUAAUACAAAGUAGAGGAAAAGUCUAUUCACAAUCCAAAACAACCCGAGAAAAUGGAAGCGAAAACUGUCUACGAGGAAGAAGUGUUAGGUCUAAAAAUAUUGUUUUAAAUAUUUUUUUAUCGAAAUAUUCUCGGAUAUACAAUACCUAGAACCAACAGCGCGUUUAGAGGAAACGAGUGAAAGCUUUUAUAAUAUUUACACACCAAGUAAACCACAUAGUACAUCAAUUUUCACAAACGCGUAAGAGUAAAAGGUAACUUAGUAAUCAAAUUCAAAUCUAUUCGAAGAACCGAUUUAGGAAGCAGAUUGACCACCUAGAUUGAGUAUAAUGAGAAGGAAAAAAAGUGUAGCGCGAAACAUAAGACUAAGAAAACGUACAAAUUACCUAGUAACUCGUUUUUAUAUAGAACAACAUAUAUAAGCAAAGAGGUACUGUCAACAAAACAAAACAAAUAACAAGAGGGGAAAUAUUAUGAAAGUUUAAGCAAAACCACUAAAGCUACCGUCAAGACGAACGUAACAGGAGAAGAUGAAUAUUAUAGUAUUGUCUCACGUCAGAAGUCGUUCAGUAUGUUUGCUUAAUUAUGCUUUGCCAGCUUGGUUUGACGUUUUCCGCGAUGCUUUGUUUUACGCUAGAAAUGUUCAUAAUUAUAGCAGAAUGUCGUUAAGCGAAAAAAACGUGGAAAGAGAACUCAAACACUGCACUGCUACCCUUUCAUUAAUUUUCAAACAGAGUUCGGUGUUGCCAACAAAUAUGAUGAUGAUCUCAACAGCACUGGCCAAUACAAUUUUGCAAAACAACGCAGCAAGCAUUGGAAACCAGUUUUCGGUGCUUAUUUACGUGUAGAGAAUGUGAAGAAGCCACGAUGAAAGAAAUAAACAAAACUGGAAGGGUAACUUUUUCGGUCAGUUUUAUUGUACCUUCUCUGCUGGAGUUGUUUUUCAUUAUUUUAUUCGGUUGCUGAUGGCACACACAAAGAAGAUUGCGAGCGGGAGUGUACAAUUAAUGGGCAUCGCUCGUGAGGAAGGAGGUCAGGCCAAGUUGAGCCGCUUAGUCGGACUAUACAUAAUGGCGACGGAGAAUAACAACAGUAACAAAGUGAGAUAGAAGACAACAAAACAGCAGGUCGACGUGAAAGGUCUAGAAUUGUAUCGCUGAACGUUCCUUGGUAGCUGAAUAACAUGUAUAGGACGUGUUUUGGAUUAGGAAUACUCUUUUUAGAUGUACGCGAGCUUCGAUCAAAACCGAAGCUUAGGGAGCAGCAUUUUUUUUCUAUUAGCUAAGAUAGUUUUCAGAUUUUGUCAUGGUGAGGAGCAUAAAAAAACAAAAGAGCACAUUUUGUUGUCAUGUCAGAAUGAUAAAUGACAAAAAAGCGGACUCUGGAUGUACAAAUUUUAUUGCUAUUUUAAUGAAGAACAGAAACGAACCUUAGAAAUGAAAACAUGAUUCUCAUCAAAAUUAAGAAACUACAAAAACACUGACAAGAGAAACUGAAUACUAAUUAAGAGAAACUAUGAAAAACUGUGAUCUAGUGGGAAAAGGACACGAAUAUUUAUACUGCAAUCGAGCAUAAAACCAACAUUUAAAAGAAGUGAAAAUCAUUGCGAUUGGUUUUUAAAUUAUUUUACUAAGCAACAACAAAUACGAUGCAGGCAAGAAACAGCUAAACACAACAUUUACAAACUGUGAACACGUAGCUUUUAAGGAAGAUGCAAGAAAAACAUGUAAAUAUUAUAAAUUUCGAAAAAUGUUAUAUAUGUAUAGAGAUGUAAAAAAAAACUCACAUAUACACUUCCAUCUCAACCGUGGAAGGGCUCGAUUUUGAACUGCGCAAAAAUGUCGUAUCUUUUUUUUCAGUGUGCAAGCGCCGUGCUUGCGUGUAUACUUAUCGUGUGUGAGUAGAUUAUAGCUGUCCCAUUGUUGUCCACGUUUUCGCUGGAUCGAGGGACAAGUCUCCAUCUGUAGAAUAACUUUUUAUCCUUCUUCGUUUACUAGUUUAUGAUGGCCAGCAAAUUGAACCUGUUUGCGCAGCUCAAAAUGGAACAGUCCUUCCCGGGAAGGGGUGCGAACAAGGGCAACCGAGACCGACGGAUAAUGAAAAACAAUAAUGAAAAAAUGCAGUAUUUUUUGUAAUAAAAAAAAACAAGCGAAGUGAAAAAGAACUGAAAAUUGUACAAAAAGAGGAAAAUUUUAUAAUAAAAACCACACGAGAAAAAAAAACAAAGUUAUAAAAAAAGUUGUUGAAGCAUUUAUAUACGUAAUGUAAAUUUAUAGCAACUAUAGUUUUUAUUAUUUAAAACUACAAGUUCAGAUGAAACGAACAUCGUCGCAGCAGCCGCGAAGUUGUGCAUGUAAAAUAGAUGCAAUAAAAAGGAAAACUGUAUGAGAAAUCGAAAACGAAAGAAUCGAAAUACUGUGUAUAUGUAUAAUGUAUUUUCGCGGAUAAGGGGCUCAUGUAGAUUGUUUCGUUUAUUCUUAUUUAUUUUCUUAAUUUCGAAUGAAACCGAAUUGCUAUAUGGAAACAGUAAUUGUAAUGCAAAUGACUCUUCAUGGCAUCGGAUUUAAGAGCGAAGUGAAGAAAGCAACAAGGGAACACGAAUUACGCCGCCAUGUUGGUGGUGUUUGCUCACUCGCUAAUGCAUACCUACCAUCCGUACUCGAUUCGCACUUGAUAUACCUAUUGUCUGGCACACAACAAUUCACUCCUUGAGCGCUUGUUUUGUGCAAUCAAUUGGAGCGAAGAAAAGCCCAUCGCAUUAGCAGAGGGAGGAAACACCUCUGGAAGAUAUAACAAUGGUAAAUUGUAAACAUGCAUCCAUAGGAAAAAAGAGGCAUCAACCAUCCGAUCGUAGUAGCACGCCUAAUUGAUGAAUUCAACUCUGUUUAUAGAAACAAUAAAUUUUUACAAAUUCAUCAAAAUAUAAUAAAAAUACAGCUAAAACGUAUUUGAUAUCCGAUACCCCAUUGUUUAGAUGUGAUGAACUAUACUAUCUUGAAAGUAAACAUAACUGAAAACAUGAAUUGAAGUAUUUAACGUGUCGGCAAUCUUUUGAAUUGAGUAAACAAAACUGUAUAGUCUGUCACGAUACACAUAUGCAAUUUUGUGUAUUUAAUUGAUAAAAGCAGCUUCGAUUCAGAGAAUACCAAUAACCUUGGUAUUACAGAACGCAACCCAAAUUUAAAUGUUUCCACGUUCAAAAUGACCUCUAGUGUACAUUACAAAUAUAUAUCCUAAUAGCAUUUGAAUAUUAUCUGAUAAUAUUUGAAAUAGAUGAAAAAACUGAAGCAUAAAAAUUCCGGCGACGCAUGAAAUACAAGCGAACUGUAAAUAACACAAGAACAUGAUAAAACCUUAAUCAGCAAUAAUCCCAUUUCAGUAGAACUCUGAUGAACUCUCGUAGCAAGUGUCUUCUUCCUAUCCGUAGUUUUACCAAUCGAAAACCGCUUUAUGGUAGAGUCUUGUGAUUGCGCCCAUUUACAGUUCAUUGCCCCAUUAUUUAAAAUUCAUUUGUCCAAAUGUCAAACAUAUCGUUUUUUAUCUCUUCCAGUUUUCCUUUUAUCAAAUUCGUAUCCAUACUUUCAAUGAAAAUAUCAAUA